GUAUGAUGCAGGGCUGUCACCGCACUCUGCAUGUUUUUCUGGUGAAGUCGAGCUAACAUGACAGAGCUCUAGACCCAGAUUCUUCGGCUGCCGCCACCGUGGCCCUGUUCGGACGAUGGAUUUUCUCGCCGCAUUGGAAACGGCUGCAAUGAACUGCUAAUUCUAUGGGCUGGAGUCUGGUCCCCCUGGAGGAUGGGGAAUGUCAUACGAGGCGGGAGUGCCAGCAACAAGGUCAACGCUGAAAACCCUGACAGUGCUAUGAAGGGUUCUGAUGAUGACAUAGUGGUUGUGAUCGAUGAUUACCCGGCUAUGGAAAUCAGCGAGCCCAUCUACAGAAUGGGGGAGAAGCUCAGAGUCAUUGCACAGGAAGCUUAUUGGUGGAGAGUUCGCUCCGUUGAGACAGGGAAGGAGAACUAUAUCCCCAACAGCCACGUGGUGAGAGUUUACCAUGGGUGGCUAUUUGAGGGGGUGGGGAGGCAGAAAGCUGAAGAGCUGCUUCUUCUCCCAGGGAACAGAGUGGGCUCGUUUCUGGUGCGUGAAAGCACCAGUGAGAGAGGUCUGUAUUCGCUCUCAGUGAAGCACAGGGCAGUGAAGCACUAUCGGAUCUUCAGACUGGACAACAGCUGGUACUACAUCACCCCGAAGCUCACUUUCCAGUGCCUUGAAGAUAUGAUCAAUCAUUACUCUGAUUGUGCAGAUGGACUGUGCUGCACGUUAACCACCCCUUGUCUGUCGGGAAAAACUGAGACGCCAGAUCUGAACCCUGGACCGCCACCCGUGGUCAUGCGACACAACUUUGAUUGGAAUAAAGUGGACAGGACACAGCUGGUCAGCACAGACAGCCACAGUGACAACAUGGUGAGCUACGGCGUGAGGAACAGCAUCGCUGCCUACCUGUCCUUUUCUGGCCAAGAAGACCCUAAUCAGCCGCGAGCCGAUCGCAGGAAGAAGAAAUCUAGAUCUGUGUAUGCGAUUCCUGAACAUCGCAAUGCAAACACUGAGUAUGAGGAAGACUUCUAGAGGAAAAAGAAGUUCAGUUUGAGAGAAUUAAAGGACUUACGAGCGGAGACCCGCAGAGACUCCCUGGUAUCUACUACAGCUCCUGAGCGUCGGCUGAGGAAUGCUCUCGCCCAGCUCUGGUCAGAGUACCUUAAUCAUGAAAGUGAGUUCAAAUUACAGCACUUUGACAUCUUUUAACAGUAAAUUACAUGAGUGCUCAUGCUUCAACGCGAAUAUGAAGAUUAAAUAUGUUUUGUGUGAACUGAGAGAGUGUGUGAAUGGGACUGGUGUGUGGCUGCUGCACAAGGCUGCAACAAUAAAGCUGAGCAUUAUUCAAAUACAAAGAAGGCUAUGUAUGUUGUUGGGAUAAAUUAUGUACAAUACAAGUACUACUGGAUCAAACUAUUUCCUUUUGUUAGUUAGGCUUGAGUGUUAAUUGUUCAAGGUAUGUGUAAUAUGUAUAUGUAUGUAUGUAUGUAUGUAUAUAUAUAUAUAUAUAUAUAUAUAUACAUAUAUACACAUAUAUAUAUAUAUAUGUGUGUGUGUGUGUAUUUUUUUUGCUACGUUUAUUUUUUACCUCAUGAAGCUGAUGUUUUCGCUCACAACAGUUCAUCCAGUGAUGUUGCUACGUGUUUUCUAUAGAAUAUGAAGAGUGCUGUUUUUAAGAAAAUAAUGUUCCUACCUUGGUCUAAUGCUUAGUAGUUUGCUACUGAUAUUUUCUUUUUCUUUUGGAAAUGUGAAAAAAAUGAUGUGGCCUUGGUGUUGCAACUAAGAGACCCUGCGUAAAACAUUGUUUUAACGUAUCAAUGUAUGGUAUUUGUAGCAUAAGGUAAAAUAAAAAUGGCUAACAGGAUGUAGUUGCAUUUGUCUAAAAAACGAGACAACUAUCAUACCUACUACUGCAAAAAUAAUAUCAUAUAUUGAGGAUUGCAGAUAAAGUAAAGUUAUAUAAUACAGAAUAAACAUCCACUUAAUUUAGUAGUUGUUUUCAAAUAAAUGCACUUAGUCUGCAUAAGUUUAAAUUUUUUUUACUUGCAAGUUCAAAACAUUACUAGAGUGGAAUUUUGCUCUCCUCUGGGUUCACCACCGUGGCUGUCUGUGUUUUUUUUGCAAAUAGAAAUAUUUCUAAACCUCUAAGUGAGGAACAUAUUGAGGCCUUCUUGCAGCCAGCUGAUGAGCAGUCAUAGCAGCAGGUGGAGGAGGGGCAGCCCUCCAAGAACCAUACAAACAGGAAAAUAGGAGACUCUUGGAAACUAUCUAAGAACUGUCGGAAUCGUAUGGUAGAAUCUUUUUUUUCUUCUAAACUGUUUUGAAAGUACGACCUAAAAAAAUAUCAUACUUUUAGCGGCCAUUGCCUAACAGCUCAUACACAUGUCUGUUAUCAAAAUUAAAAAAGGGGCAACUGAAAUAUUGCAUCAAUGACAAAAAAGAAUUACCUUUCUUUAUGUCAUGUUAUGACAUCCAUACACUUUGUCUGCACUGAUGAAGAUUCCAUUAUCCUGGCAUCCCAAGCGCGUGAAGUGGCUUCAACUAAAGGGCUGUUUGACCUAUUUUCUGAAUAACUGGAAGGCAUACAAUAUUAGUCUGAUAUGCUUAAGUGCUAAUUGCAGGAAAAGAAAAAUUAAAACGCAAAAGUGGCAUGAAACAAACUUCGUGGGCUUCGUUAGUAGCGCACAGCUAAUUGUUAACCCUUUAACCCAGCAUGCAUGCUACAUAUUUAAUGGGGAUGCUAAAAAAAAAGCAGACUUCAUAUAUGGAACAAGACAUACUGGUUCUUCAGAUUUAUGUAUUUUUUUUAAUUUUUGGGUGCACAAAACAAAAAAGGCCAAUUGCAAGAUAAGAAAUGGGAAUAUUUAUCUUUUUUGGCAAAUAAGAUGCUACAAAAUCUGUAACAUUAUGAUUGAGCAUGUUUUACAUCAUACAAAAUAUUUAACCAGAUCUUAGAAAACUCCUGAAUGGGUCCCAAAAUGUCAUUUAAAUUUGUUUGUCAUUACUGAUAUCUUUCCAACAGAUUCAAACAUUAUGUUGUUCAUGAUUGCACCUGUUUUUUUUUCUUCUGGUAUGAUGAAAUGGGAUUUUUAUCACACCAUAUUAGCAUUUAUGUCUGGUUUAGUUAUUUGUUAAAGAACUACCUUUGUAUAGUCAUUCAUAUAUUGAGUUGCAAUAUUGUAUGGAAAGGUUUUUCCACAGUCCACAGCUUUCACCACAAUCGUUUUAAAAUGUAUUUAUGUUUUCAUAUAUUUCAUCCUAUAUGUAUAAAUUAUAUAGUUUAGGUAGUGGGGUCGAAUCAAAAGAGAUAUGUUAUGUCUGUGCUGCCAUUGUGUGAAGAUUAAAAAGUGCCUUGAAAUUG
This is a messenger RNA of Fundulus heteroclitus (mummichog), 3349 nucleotides long. RefSeq names its product Src like adaptor 1a (gene sla1a). Lineage: Eukaryota; Metazoa; Chordata; Actinopteri; Cyprinodontiformes; Fundulidae. The transcript is spliced from 8 exons. The coding region runs from base 193 to 1020 and encodes 275 amino acids. Gene Ontology annotation, molecular function: protein binding. The record is from RefSeq and is a predicted model, not a curated record.